Diutina rugosa is the source of this 1878-nucleotide messenger RNA. RefSeq names its product siderophore transporter (gene SIT1). The record is from RefSeq and is a predicted model, not a curated record. Gene Ontology annotation, molecular function: siderophore-iron transmembrane transporter activity. Bases 1 to 1878 code for a protein of 625 amino acids. The transcript has a single exon. Gene Ontology annotation, cellular component: vacuolar membrane; endosome. Gene Ontology annotation, biological process: transmembrane transport; intracellular iron ion homeostasis. NCBI's taxonomy places the organism in Eukaryota, Fungi, Ascomycota, Pichiomycetes, Serinales, Debaryomycetaceae.
AUGCCCUACGCCACCCUGGGGCUGACCCAGUUCGAGGUGAAGAAGCUCGAGAUCUUGCUGAACCAGUACACCCACCCCGCGGCACGGGUGGCGUUCUACUUUGCCCUUUUCCUCGUCGCCUACGCUUACGGGCUCGACGGUAAUAUUCGGUACGUGUUCCAGGCGACGGCGGCGCUGUCGUAUCUGAGCCACUCGCUUUACGCUACCGUCAAUGUCAUUAGGGCGGUGGUGGCCGCCGCCGCUCAAUUUGCCUACGCUCGGUUAUCCGAUACUUUUGGCCGUCUCCAGUUGCUUGUGGUGCUGAUUUUGUUCUACGUCGUUGGUACCAUUAUCACGUCUCAGGCCUACGAUAUCCAGCGGUUUGCUGGGGGCUCGGUGUUGUACCAGAUCGGUUAUACUGGUUUGAUGAUUGUCUUGCAGCUUUUGAUCAUGGACAACUCGACGUUGAACUGGCGGAUGGCGUGUCUGUUUAUCCCUGCGUUGCCUUUCAUUAUCAAUACCUGGAUUUCCGGCGACAUCACCCUGGCCAUCGGCACCAGAUGGUCGUGGGGGAUCGGGAUGUGGGCGUUCAUCUUGCCGUUGGCGUGUGUCCCUUUGCUCGUGAUGUUGGUCCACAUCGAGUGGAUGGCCCGUAAGACUCCCGAAUGGCAGCAAUUGAUGGACUCUCGUGGUAAGUCCAUUGACGACCAAGGCAAGGCCGUCGUCGACGAAAACGGCAAGCCCAUCAUCGUCGAAAAGGUGUCGUGGUUGGCGUACUUCGUCGACUUAUUCCACCGGCUCGACGUCAUUGGCCUUCUCCUCGUCGUGUGUGUGUUUGGUUUUAUUCUCGUUCCCUUCACCAUUGCUGGUGGUGUCCAAGAACAAUGGAAGACGGCGAAGAUUAUUGCUCCUCUCGUCAUUGGUUUCUGUUUGAUCCCCGUGUUCGUCGUGUGGGAGACCAAAUUCGCUAAGAACCCGUUGCUUCCCGGCCACUUGAUGAGAGACCGAGGCGUGUGGCUGGCGAUGAUCAUCGGUGUUUUCGUCAACUGGGUGUGGUACAUGCCCAACGAUUACAUGUAUACCGUGUUAGUCGUUGCCGUCAACGAGCUGGUGACGCUGGCGACGCGGAUCACGUCGCUCUACUCGUUUGUCUCGGUGAUCACCGGGUCCAUCGUCGGGUUAUUCGUGGUCAAGUUCCGCCGGUUGAAACCUUUGAUCAUUUUCGGGAUCUGUGUGUGGUUUGUCGCCAACGGUUUGCUCGUGCACUACCGCUCGGGUGACGACGCCCACCUGGGGAUCAUCGCCGGGCUCGUUCUCUUUGGCUUCGGCGCGGGGUUCUUCACUUACGCCACCCAGGCUCUGAUCCAAGCGUGCACCAGCCACCAGCACAUGGCCGUGGUCACCGCCGCCUACUUGUCGCUGUACAACAUCGGUUCCGCCAUCGGUGCCUCGAUUUCCGGGGCGGUGUGGACUCAGUUGUUGUACAACAAGUUGGUGGAAAAGAUGGGCGACGCCGCUCUCGCCAAAACGGCGUACGGGUCGCCGUUUGAGUUCAUCGUCGACUACCCGUGGGGCGACCCCACCCGGAUGCAAAUGGUCCACGCCUACCGCGAGGUGCAGAAGAUCCUCUGUGUCAUUGGUCUCUGUCUCGUGGCGCCGAUGUUGAUUGUGCUGUUCUUCCUCCGUGACCCUAAGCUUGAACUGAAACAGGCGUUGGAGGGUAUCGAAGAGAAGAACGCUAAACAGGGGUUGAAGGGGGUGUUUGACGUGUUUAAGAUGAAGAAGUCGGAAGAGUCACACGAAAAGACGAUGGACAUCGGCGUCGCCGAGAUCAGCGCCGAUGAAGACACCGGGUCGUCCUCGGAAGCGAAGCACGAGUCGUCCGACGAACAAAAGUAG